Cyphellophora attinorum is the source of this 1965-nucleotide messenger RNA. RefSeq lists its product as uncharacterized. The transcript has a single exon. Lineage: Eukaryota; Fungi; Ascomycota; Eurotiomycetes; Chaetothyriales; Cyphellophoraceae. The record is from RefSeq and is a predicted model, not a curated record. The coding region runs from base 1 to 1965 and encodes 654 amino acids.
AUGGCACCAACACGCCAUGUAUACGAUUUAGUCGACAACACGGCACAACAUCCAAGCCCGAUAUGGGAGGACUCUUCCUCCCGCCCGACCAGAGCUGGAAGAUCGGUGAACCCAGACUCACGUCAUGAGAAGUCAGGAGCACUUCUGACAUAUCAAAAUGAGCUCGGAGAACCACAACAAGGGCAAUAUGGACCCAGGCCUGUGAUCGAGGAUCGUGCACGAAGCAGACCGUCGUCGCGACGUGUGUUUGGCUGGUUCUACGAAACAUCCAGCAUUCUCGUCGCGGCCGCCUCUUUUGCUGGCAUGGUAGCGCUCCUCCGGGCCACCGACGACAAACCAUUACCAGACUGGCCUUCCGAGAUCACCGUCAACGCCAUACUCUCUGUACUAGUGACCAUCUUGAAGGGAGCUCUUGCAAUCACAGUCACCGAAUGCUUGUCCCAGCUAAAGUGGUCGUGGUUCAGACAGGAAAGACGCCUAGUGGACUUGAUUACUUUCGAUGAAGCAAGCCGAAGCGCUUGGGGCGCUGCAAGACUUCUGUGCAGCAUACGAUCGUGGUAUCUGGCGUACUUCGGCGCCUUCAUGCUUACCAUCUCGGUCAUACUCGGACCCACCGUGCAGCAGACCAUCGAAGUACGCGUCCGCCUAGUCGAGGCCACCAGCGAAAAUGCAACGAUGCCGAUCUGCAACACGUCCAUGUUCAGCAUGAUGAGUUUUGGCGGUGGGGCUGGCAUGAACAAGGUCAAUCUACCAGUGAUGGGCGCGAUGUAUGAUGGUCUGAUGCAAACGUCCGCGCAAUCACCAAUCGAUCCUGGUUGCCCAAGUGGGAACUGUACUUUUCCAAGAUAUCAGUCUCUUGGUGUCGUGGCAAGAUGCGAGGAUCGGUCGUCUGAACUAGUCUUGACCAAGCGUGGAUUCACCGAAACAAAUGACACUACGUACAACACAACUAUGACACCGCGUGAGUGUGCAGAUCAAGUUCCUCUGUGCCAUGCCGAAUGGCCUAGAUCCGGCCUGUUUCUCAUCCCCUAUGGAACGAUCAAUAGCACCGUCAACUACACGCUCAGGGCUUCCGAUUUCGCCGAACGCCCUCGAGAGGACCCUCCUCUAUACGUCUGGCAUGGCAUCACCGGCCCUGGCCAAAGGCCUCAGGAACCAGAAGUCCCUCCGCCUGUAGCCGUAGAGUGCGAGAUCCACUUCGCCGUCUACACCUACGAAUCCACGAUGUCAAGUGGCAAACUCUCCGAAUCCAUCGUCUCUACGACAUCUGCUGGCGCCACUCUCAACGGCACAGGGCAAUGGGACUUCCAAAACUAUCUCAGCCUCACCGCCGACCCCUGCUACGCCAAUGGCACGGAGAUAAACUCAGCAGACCAUCCAGACCUUUGCACGUACUCCGUCUAUUCCGCCCAAGGUCUCUCAAUCAGCAACACUCUCGACCCAAUCCUCACUGGCUAUGGCUACCGCACAGCCAGCAAUCGACCCGGCUUCGAAGGCACAGGUGCCGACGUCCUGCAAGCCCUCAGCGGCCUGUCCGACGGCGCCUCCCUCUCGGACCCCAAAGUCGGCUCCUUCGAGUACGUCGACCGCGCGUUUCAGUCCCUCGCCGCCGCCCUCACGAAUCACGCUCGCGGCAGCGACGCUGUUUGCGGUGGCGCUACGAUCCUUGGAACGCAGUGGCGGGAGGAAGUUUACCUACAUGCGCGCUGGGCGUGGUUGGUGCCGACGGCGGUGUUGUUCGUGCUAUGUGUGGUGUUCUUCUUGGCCGUGACGGUGAAGUUCAGGGGCGAGGAGCUAUGGAAGAGCUCGCCUUUGGCGUUUCUGGUGGCGCGGGUGAGAGUUGAUGGGAGGGAAUUAGGACCGGAAGAGCUACGGAAGCUAGGUGGGGCGGAAGCUGGCGCCGAUAAGAGGAGUGUUGAGAAGAUGGCGAAGGAGAUAAAUGCUAGCCUUGGGCCGGUGAGGUAG